AUGCCCGUUAGGCGGUCACCUUAUCCACUCACUCUUCUCCUUUCCGUUGGUCCGCCGAGAGCUGGCUAAAAAGGAGAGAAAUCUCAGAGCCAAACUCCCCGCCAUCCCAAAUCCCAAUCCGUCCGCCAGAGGAAGGGAAAAUGGCGGCGGCGAUUCCGAUGCCCGCCUUCAUAUCGGCUGCCCGUUCUCAGAGCAACCCCUCGCUCUCCUCUCCCACGGGCGCCCCUCUCCUCCCCAGGACUCCCUUUCUUGCGCCCUCUAACCUCGCCCUAGCCGUCGCCAAACCCUCGAUUCGAAUCGCUUCCCUCCCUUCGAGGAACCGCCUCCAGGUCCGUUGCCAAGAGAAGCAGGUCGCAGUCGUCUCCAGGGAGAACCGGUGGAUGUACGAAGAGUCCGAGAUCAACGGCCCCGACAUUUGGAACAAAACUUGGUAUCCUAAGGCUGCAGAUCACAUAACCACAGAAAAAACAUGGUAUAUAGUUGAUGCAACGGACAAAAUUCUUGGCAGAAUGGCAUCAACUAUUGCAAUACAUAUCAGAGGAAAGAAUCUUGCAACCUACACUCCUAGUGUGGACAUGGGGGCCUAUGUGAUUGUGGUCAAUGCAGAAAAAGUUGCAGUUUCUGGUAGAAAGAGGACUCAAAAGCUCUACAGGAGGCAUUCAGGAAGGCCAGGUGGUAUGAAGGUGGAGACAUUUGAUCAACUUCAAAAGAGAAUUCCUGAAAGAAUAAUUGAACAUGCUGUGCGGGGCAUGCUUCCUAAAGGAAGGCUCGGAAGAACUUUAUUCACGCACCUCAAAGUGUACAAAGGCCCAGACCAUCCACAUGAGGCCCAAAAGCCUAUCCCUCUUCCUAUAAGGGACAAGAGAAUACAAGUAACGAGGUAGAUUUUCUGGUGCUCUCCAGAUAUAAGAUGCAGAUUAUUCAUGUUGUGCGGACGUUAGGAUAUUCUUUUUUUUUAAAAAAAAAAUCCUAGUCAGAGUUGAGAGGUCUAUGGUCAUUUUAAGAGUUGUAAAAAUUUCUCUAGCCUAUUUCUUGCCUCCUGAUACUGUUAAUGUGUAUUAUCAGUUUAUCUCGAU
This is a messenger RNA of Phoenix dactylifera (date palm), 1076 nucleotides long. Its product is annotated as Ribosomal protein L13 family protein. The record is from RefSeq and is a predicted model, not a curated record. Lineage: Eukaryota; Viridiplantae; Streptophyta; Magnoliopsida; Arecales; Arecaceae. Gene Ontology annotation, molecular function: mRNA binding; structural constituent of ribosome. Gene Ontology annotation, biological process: negative regulation of translation; translation. Gene Ontology annotation, cellular component: cytosolic large ribosomal subunit; ribosome.